AUGAUCAUCUUGGUCACUGACGGAAGGCCGCCACCGGGCAAGAUGGACACACCCUCUAAGCUAGCCUCCGCGUACCUGAAGUCGGAAACAAACGUCACCCUGGUGGGUAUCCUGGUCAAGCAUGAGGCCAAGGCCAUUGAGGGAGAAAUUCUCUACGCGCUAUCUUCCUGCUGCCCAGCGGAGUCCAUGAAGGUCACUGGCACCACAGACGUCCAUGUGGCUUGCGAGCUGCCCAUGAACGAGAGCUGCCCGUACAUGGCAAGCAUGAAGGAUUAUGCGGCACUUCGGCGCAGUAUUGAUGGAAUUGUCCAAAAUCUCGGUGAUGAGCUCCAAUGUGAAGGAAGGCGAGAAUCCGUGUCUCUACUGCCGGACUCACGGAGCUUGUGGUUUCUGGUGCUGCUGUUGCCAGUGCUGCUUCAUCAGGUCUGGCAGCGUUGUUUGCUGCAUAUCGGCGACUCCUACACGUCCAAAGCGGCUAGAGACUUGCAGCCCCCAGUAGAUGUGGAGAUGACAACGGGCGUCACAUCCAGAGAGGAGGUGGAGACGCAGCCGGCUGAGAGUCAGGCGAGAUCCUCACAGGCUGCAGCAGCAGAGGCAGAUGCAGCUGCAACCACAAAGGGCAAGAAAUGGGCCCCAGUUCGCACGGCUUACAUCAUCAACGGCGCAAGGGUGGACGUGGAUUACGGUAGAUCUUCCACAACCCCGCCCCCGAUGGCACCUAAUGCGGCGCGACGUGGGAACUCCUUUGCGAGUGUCAAUGAUUUCCCAGAAACCGCGAUGCAGUCCAUUCAAAGCGACGUCGACACGAGCAGCGUUGUGGGCGUCAUGAGCGUCGUCAGCCCCGAAAGUUUGCCUCCAGAGGUGAGGCGAUUCAACUGUCACAUCUUCGUGCCUUUGCUCAUGACGUUGUUGUUGCUGCCGGUUGUGAUCAUGAAGAGUGGUAUCUUGUCUAUGCUACACCUCGAAUCUCCUCAGCUGGCCAUGGCUGCCCAGUAUGAGGAGGAGCUGCCUCACUCUGUUGACGUUGCUGGUCGGUAUGAGUACUAUGACUUCCCGUUUUGCAAGCCUAAAAUCGUGAUGCCGCACUUCAUGACCCUCGGUCAGGUCCUGCGUGGAGAUCGAUUAGUGAAUUCGCUUUACCCAAUGCACAUGAAGCGCCAAGUCCCAAGGACGGUAAUCUGCUCAAGGAGAAUGAGUGAGUCGGAUAUCCAUAUGCUCAAAGAAGCCAUAGAUCAGAACUACAUGUUCGAGCUGUUCGUUGGCGAGCUGCCAAUUGACAGACCAUUCGGCGUAGUGUCGACAAUGGGGAACGAAAAAGACGAGCAGGUCACAGACAGGUACUUCCUCGUCAACUACCUAGACUUCAUUAUAGGCUACAACGAGAAGGAGGUGGUCUCCGCCAACGUGACAAGGGAGCUGAACCUAGAGCACCUGGUGGACAUCACCGAGUGGAAAGAGGGAAUGGUGAUCCAGUUCUCCUAUUCCGUUCAGUGGACUCCGCUGCCGCACAUCCUUCCCUCCCAAGCCUUGGAGCUGCAGCUGAAGUCCACGAUGCCUCACGGGCACCAGAACAUGGACAUUCAUUGGCUCGCAAUCAUCAACUCCUUUGUGUUGAUGUUGCUCAUCUUGUCGCUCUUUCUGCUGAUCAUCAUCCGUGUGGUGCGGUCAGACUUGUCGCGAUAUCUACAGAUUCCAGACGAAGAGCUCAACGCGGUGGAGGAGGAAACAGGCUGGAAGUUGCUCCAUGCCGAUGUCUUCCGAGCACCCAAGCAUCGACUCUUCUUCUGCUCCGCGAUAGGUGCCGGGGCGCAGAUGACAAGUAUGAUGAUCAUGGUCGUGCUCGUCGGAUGCAUCGGAGCCUACUACCAGCGCGGAGCAGUGGCAUCUGCUGCCGUGAUCUCUUACAUGGUCACCGCGCUGCUAGGUGGAUUUGUGAGCGCCAACCUCUACCAGAAGCUCGGGGGCGAGAAGUGGGCCUGGAACAUCUUCAUGACGGCCCUCUGCUUCAUGGGUCCGGCCUUCUUGAUUUGGUCAUUCUUGAACACGGUUGCCAUCUUUUACGGCUCCACCGCCGCCUUCCCGUUUCCAACCAUAUUGCUGAUGUUUGCGAUGUGGGCAUGCGUGACCUUCCCGCUGACGGUGCUUGGCGGGAUUAUCGGGCGGCAUCGGUCACUCAAGCAGGCGCAGGCGGAGGGAAGUCCGUUCCCUUGCAAGACGAACAAGCUAGCACGUGAGAUUCCGUCAUGCCGAUGGUAUCAGAGUCCUGUGACCCAGUUCUUUGCAUCCGGCUUUCUGCCUUUCAGUGCCAUUUAUAUUGAGCUGCACUACAUCUUUAACUCUGUCUGGGGCCCUCGGAUAUACUUCCUCUAUGGGAUCCUGCUCCUGGCCUUUACCAUGCUGCUGCUAGUGGCGGGGACAGUGACAGUGCUGUUCACCUACUUCCACCUCAAUGCAGAGGACCACCGCUGGUGGUGGAGAUCGUUUGGUUCUGGUGUGGCAGUCUCGGUGUUCUUCUACCUGUACUGCGUGUACUUCUUCCUGCAGACAGGGAUGAAUGGCUUCCUUCAGUGUUCUUUCUUCUUUCUAUACUCGCUCCUGGCAGCCCAUGGCAUUGCACUGAUGCUUGGCUGUGUCUCCUUUUACUGUUCGUACUUCUUUGUGAUCUACAUCUACUCUAGGAUUAAGGAUUUGGAGCUCCAGAGCGAAGGGCAAGCUCUCUGUGCAUUGGAUCACGGCGGCAUCGCGGCUGCCGUAGAGAGGCUGACGCACAACGUGCUGCGGGCAGUCUUCGACGUGGUUGCGAGUGCAAACUCCGAGGAGGCCUGCCAGAAGGCAGGGCGACAUAUCGACCCCAAGGCACGGCUGCCUGCGGCAAUCCUGCUGACGGAGCCCUGCCAUUCGUUGAUCCAGGAAGAUGGCGACUUCAACGCAGCGACUGACCGCAAGCAUCGUUUGACCUUGGCGCCUCGCAACCUUCGACGCGUAGCCCGCUUGUUUGCUGCUCUGGACAAUGUGCACAGGCUGAACAAAGCUGGUCGAACAGCUACUCAGCGCGAGCUCUUCUACCGUGUUGUAGCAGAGGGCAGUGGCUUGUUCAGUUCCCAGCAAAUCAUGGACCGAGCGAUGCGCGAUGCAGUUGGGGCAUUACGAAUUGGACGACCCCAUUUAGGUAUUCUGACGACGGAAAAGGGUCUCUUGGCCGGCGAAAUUUCCUUCAGCCACGACAAUUGCAUUUCCGUGGCAGCGCAGGGAUCUACAGGAACGUCCAUCGGAGAGUCGAUGCUGGAUCACCAGACGAAUUUUCAUGUUGGCGAGCGUGCGCAGAUUGUCUUAGUUGUUGAGAAGGACACUGUUUUUCAGCACUUGCUGCAAAGCAAACUGCUUGCAGCUCUUCCGCUCGUCCUAGUGACUGGAAGGGGCUAUCCCGAUGUGCUCACGAGACGCUUCCUUCAGAAGCUCUACAGGGUGGCUCCUCAUUUGACACAGGUAUACCUCGGCGACUUUGAUCCCGAUGGUGUGGCAAUCUUCUUACUUUACCGCAGAAGCUGCAGUCAUCUGCGCUGGUUGGGGCUUCACGAGCCAGAUGUGAGCAAGCUGCCAUCAGAAGCGUGCAUUCCGCUCACAAAGCGCGACAAAGCACUGCAGCAGUCGCUGCUCAGGAAGCCAGAGGUGCAAGCCGUUGCGGGGCUUGUUGAACAAAUCGUGUCCAUGAAGUGCAAGGCAGAGAUUGAAGCCUUGCAUGCUGCCGCUGCAGGGGAUGGGAUGGCGCUGGACUACGUUGCAGUGAAGAUUCGCGAGCAAGCCUGGAUCUAG
This is a messenger RNA of Symbiodinium natans, 3813 nucleotides long. Lineage: Eukaryota; Dinophyceae; Suessiales; Symbiodiniaceae. The record is from the annotation of a GenBank genome assembly.